AUGCUCUGGAAAUCCCGAACCAAGACGGACAUUUUGCAGGACCGGGCCGACGGCCUCAGCGGCUCCUCGCCGAGCGGCCGCCUCUCCCAGCUCUCCUCCCUGAACCAGGCCGCCUAUUCCUCGGCCCCCCCGCUGUGCCACACCCCGGCCUCCGACUUCCAGCCUCCCUACUUCCCUCCCCCUUACUCCCAGUCCUCCCUGCCAUACUCCCAGAGCCAGGACUCGGCCUACUCCCACCUGUCAGACCCUUACACCUCCAUCAACUCGCUCCACCAGCACCAGCAGGCGGCGUGGCACUCGCAGAGGUCGCGCGUCGACGAUGGGGGUCUCCUGUCCGGGUCCCACCGGGCGCUCAGCCUCGACCACCGGCGGGAGUACGCCGCCGUGCCCCGGCUGCUCCACGGGCUCGGGGAGGGGGCUGCGGCCCUGGGGGAGGGUCCCCUCGGGAUGCACCUGGGACACCACGGCCUGGACGAUCUGCAGGGAAUGGAGGAAGGAUCAGCCCUGGGCAUCCUCGACCACUCUGUCAUUAAAAAAGUUCCCAUCCCACACAAGCUGAACGGCUCGUCCCUCUCGGUCCUCUCCAUGGGGAAGGACGGCCUCGGCAUCGGGCUGGUGUCCAACCCGGCCGAGGUCUUCUGCUCGGUGCCCGGUCGCCUGUCGCUGCUCAGCUCCACCUCCAAGUACAAGGUGACGGUCGGGGAGGUGCAGCGGCGCCUGUCCCCCCCCGAGUGCCUCAACGCCUCCCUGCUGGGUGGAGUCCUCCGCAGGGCAAAGUCAAAGAAUGGUGGCCGCUGUCUGAGAGAGCGUCUGGAGAAGAUUGGCCUCAACCUGCCCGCCGGGCGACGCAAGGCAGCCAACGUCACUCUGCUAACAUCUCUAGUGGAGGGUGAGGCCGUCCAUCUGGCGCGGGACUUCGGCUACGUGUGUGAGACAGAGUUUCCAGCCCGAGCCACAGCUGAGUACCUGUGCAGGCAGAGUGAGCCCGAGCAGCUCCCAACACGGCGCAGCAUGCUACUCGCCACCAAGGAGGUGUGUAAGGAGUUCGUGGACCUCAUGUCCCAGGACCGCUCCCCGCUGGGCGGCAGCCGACCCAACCCGUGUCUGGAGCCCAGCGUCCAGGGAAGCCUCACCCACUUCAGCCUGCUCACCCACGGCUUCGGGGCGCCCGCCAUCUGCGCCGCGCUCUCCGCCUUCCAGAGCUACCUGAUGGAGGCCAUCAAAAUGCUGGACAAGGGCGAGGGCGGCGGGAAGAGCCACCACGACAAGGAGAUGAAGCACCGCAAAUAG
This is a messenger RNA of Limanda limanda (common dab), 1290 nucleotides long. RefSeq names its product transcription factor AP-2 epsilon (gene tfap2e). Bases 1 to 1290 code for a protein of 429 amino acids. Gene Ontology annotation, molecular function: DNA-binding transcription factor activity, RNA polymerase II-specific; RNA polymerase II transcription regulatory region sequence-specific DNA binding. The transcript has 7 exons. Gene Ontology annotation, biological process: anatomical structure development; regulation of cell population proliferation; regulation of transcription by RNA polymerase II. Gene Ontology annotation, cellular component: nucleus. The record is from RefSeq and is a predicted model, not a curated record. Lineage: Eukaryota; Metazoa; Chordata; Actinopteri; Pleuronectiformes; Pleuronectidae.